UUGAAGUAAGAAGUAAGCCCCACUCUUUUGCUUGUUUAUAAGUAGUUAUUUAUAAGUAGUGAAUGUAUAAAAUAAAUUCUUUUAAAAUUAUUUCUGAGUUAUUGUAAUAAUAUUUUAAAUUAAAAAUGUCCGGAUUUGAACGUUGGGUUGGCAAAGUUGCUAUUGUAACGGGGGCCAGCAGUGGGAUUGGGGCUGAUAUUGCAGAAAGGCUGGUCAAGGAGGGUCUUAAGGUUGUCGGCCUGGCUCGUAGAAUAGAAAGAGUGGAAGCCCUGUCAAAAAAACUAUCGAGCGAAAGAGGCAAGCUGCACCCUAUCAAAUGCGACAUGUCGAAGGAGGAAGAAAUUCUCGCUGCUUUCGAGUGGACAAAACAAAACGUAGGCCAUGUGAGCAUCCUGAUAAACAACGCAGGCACCGCUCCACAGAGCACUUUGAUCGGAGGCGAGACGGCCGCGUGGCGGCAAAUUUUCGACGUUAACGUCGUCGCGAUUUUGAUUUGCACCCGCGAGGCGGUCAAAGGGAUGAAGGAGAAUUCCAUCGAUGGGCACAUCGUUAAUAUUAAUAGCGUGGCCGGGCAUUACCCCCACUAUUUACCAGAUUGUAGCGUGUAUUCUGCCAGUAAACAUGCCGUUACGACUUUAUCGGAGAAUUACAGGAGGGAGUUUCAUGCUAAUAACCUCAAAAUUAAGGUUACGAGCGUCAGUCCAGGGUUAGUAGAUACUGAAAUGCCUUCGGACAAGUUUUUGAAAAGUAUGGUCAGUUUAAAAGGUGAAGAUAUCGUCGAUGGUGUUAUUUAUGUUCUGUCGACCAAACCGCAUGUUCAUGUCCCUGAAUUGAUGAUACGUCCUUAUGGUGGAGAAUAUUAAAAUAGAAAGUUUUUUUGCCAAUAACAUUAUAAAAUGUAAAUAUAUAAAAAUACAUAUUAUAUUAUAUGCAUCCAAUUAUUAAAAAAACAUCUUGGAACUGAAUAAAAUGUACCUACUUAAUAAACAA
Brassicogethes aeneus is the source of this 990-nucleotide messenger RNA. The record is from the annotation of a GenBank genome assembly. NCBI's taxonomy places the organism in Eukaryota, Metazoa, Arthropoda, Insecta, Coleoptera, Nitidulidae.